Molecule: messenger RNA, 2015 nt
Organism: Gopherus evgoodei (Goodes thornscrub tortoise)
Lineage: Eukaryota; Metazoa; Chordata; Testudines; Testudinidae
Product: protein HEG-like
Exons: 13
Coding region: 449-1726 (425 amino acids)
Molecular function (GO): calcium ion binding
Source: RefSeq, a predicted model, not a curated record
GCGGGCUAGAGGGGCCGAGGGUGAACCAUAGAGCGCGGCGUCCGCCGCGGAGCAGAGCGGCUACACACCAUAGAGCGGGGCUGUGAGGGCUAGAGGGGCCGCCUCGGAUCACGGAGCUCAGCCCCCCGGCGGGUGGAGAGGCCCGAGCUCUCCGCUGGCCGCGUGGGAUCCGAGCGGGCGGCGGGGAGAGGUUGGUUUGCGGGGCGGAGCCCCCCACGGCCCCGCUGCGUCUCGCGGGGAUCGCAGACAGCGCGAGACCCUGCGCGUGCGCUGGGGAACCCUGAGGGAGAGCGCUGCCCCGCGGCGUUGCCAUGGGAACGGGGAGGCGCUCAGGAUGCUCAGCGAGGCCGAAAGCUGCCCUGGACCCACAGGCUGCCCCAGCCUGCCAUGUCAGGGAGUCUUCUAGCUGCUGCUCGGGGGCUGGGGCACUCUGCUUUCUGCUGAUCCCAUGCUGCAAUGUAACGUCCAGCUGCAGUCAUGCAACAGAGAGGCCACGUCAGUGCAUGCAAGAAACGCGCAGCGCCACUACUACAAGCUGUCCAAGGAGAGAGUGAGAGCAGUCAAGGCUCUGGCAGGAUCCAGCGCACCCCCCUGGUCAGCAGCAUCUAGCCCCACACCUCAGACCUGGGCUAAGAGCACUGAGACGCCCGCAGGGACUGGCACCCCCACCGUGGGGGCCACAGCACCAGAUGAGCCCAGCUGUGGCAGUGGGCAGCCCUGCCCCCCUUGGAGCACCUGCGUGUCCUGGGCUGGGCACUUCUCCUGCCGCUGCGUCCUGGGCUUCUAUCUCAGCCGGACCAUGGGCUGUGUGCCAGCCAGGACGUUCCCAGGGCGCCUCUCCCUGCGGGCCACCGGCCCAGCACCCCCAAGCCCGCUGCCACCUGCCGACCUGCGCAGGGUCGUCACCCAGCUGGAGAGCCUGUUCCAGCCUAUCCUGGGGCAAUUGGACGCUUAUCUGUCCUCCUCUGUCCUGGACCUGCAGCCGCACAGCCAGGCAGUGACUGUCCUGCACAGCUUCUCGGCGCUCUCGUCCGUCACGGCCCGGCAGGUGGACGGGGCCAUCGCGGGGUUCUGGGAGCGGUGCCAGGCCAGUGACCCAGCCUGCAGCUUCCUGCGGGACACCGUCUCCUACCAGAGCCUGAGUCUCUGUGAACUGCAGCCCUGUGACCCCGUCUCCACAGCCUGCGUGUUCCAGGAUGGGCUGGCCCAGUGCCCCUGCCGGCCGGGAUACCACCCCGUCCCUGCCAACGGCCAUGCCUGCGCAGCCUGUGGCAGCGGUUUCUGGCUGCGGGAUGGCAUCUGUGCCAGGUGCCCGUUUGGCUUUGGUGGCUUCCAGUGUGAGGAGCCCUUCCUGCUGGCGCUGGUUGGGGUGUCCUGCGCUGGGGGCGUCGUCCUGCUGCUGCUGACGGCGCUGCUGCUCCUGGGGAGAGCCAAGGCACUGGCACAGGGCCCCAGCCUGGGAGAGCCGGUCGUGCUGCCCUUCCAGCCCCAGCAGCUGAGCCUGCCCCGGGUGCGCCCUCCACGGCCCCUGGAGGAGGUGGAGAUCCUGGAGCUUGGCCGCGGGGACAGGCUGAGCCUGGGUGCUGGGCGGGUGCUGGCCGCCGGGCCCCGCAUGAAGACGUUCCGGGGCUCCCAGAGCUCGCCCAGCUCAGCUCCCCGGCCAGGGGGUGGCCAGAGCAACCUGGUGUUUGUCAGUGAUGAGGAGUGGGGCCGCCGGAACUGCUGAGGGGCAGGCGGGGCACUGCCCCAUACCUAGCCCCGUGUCCAGCUUGGGAGGAGACGGUGCCAUUCGAACUCAGAUCCUCAGCCCUGCCCUGAGCUGGGAGGGGCUGCCACAUAGGUGUGCUGAUUGGCUGGCAUGGUGUGAUGUAUUGUGGGGGUGUCACAGCCUGUAGUCAGGGUAGGCCCUGUAGCAGCUGCCCCACAAGGCAUCCCAGCCCCUUGGCCAUGAGGGCUGGAGCUUGAGGGGAUGGGGCCGUGGGCUGGGCCCCCCCAGUGUGGGGAACUCUGAGGGG